AUGGCCGUCGGCAAGGUGACCUUCACGAGGGAAGAGAGGGACCUGCUGGCCAAGGUGCUAUGGAUGCUGAACUGGAUCUCCGUGGUGACAGGCGUCAUCAUCUUCAGCCUGGGCCUGUUCAUCAAGGUGGAGAUCCAGAAGCAAAGGGACGUGAUGUCAGACCAGGACAUCCUGUACGUGCCUCACAUGCUCAUCGCCACGGGCCUGGUCGCCUGCUGCAUUAACUUCCUGGGCGGGAAGAUCUGCUACGACUGCGUGGACGGGGCCAAGUUCACCCGCUGGAAGCUGGUGAUGCUGCCCUACAUCGUCUGCACCUUCUGCUUCACCUUCUGCGUGCUGGUGGGGGCGCUCCUGUGCUACAGCAUGCGCAGCCAGCUGGAAGACUCCCUGCAGAUGGGCCUGCGCGGCGCAAUGCGGUACUACAAGGACACCGACACACCUGGACGGUGCUACCUGAAGCGCACGCUGGACCUGCUCCAGAUCCAGUUCGAGUGCUGCGGGAACGCCGGGUACAAAGACUGGUUCGCCGUCCAGUGGGUCAGCAAUCGAUACCUGGACAUGACCAGCCCCCGCGUCCUGGAUCGCUUGAGGAGCAACGUGGAGGGCAAGUACCUGAUGGACGGCGUUCCGUUCAGCUGCUGUAACACCUUCUCGCCGCGGCCCUGCAUCCAGCACCAGCUCACCAACAACUCGGCCCACUUCAGCUACCGCCACCAGACGGACCGCCUCAACCUGUGGACGCGGGGCUGCAGACAGGUGCUGCUGGAGCACUACACCGGCAUCCUGCAGUCCACCGGCCUCAUAGUCCUCCUCAUAUGGCUGUUUGAGCUGCUGGUCCUGACGGGCGUGCGGUACCUUCAGACGGCCAUGGAGAACCUGCUCCUCCUGGGGGACCUGGACUCAGAGUCAGACGGCUGGAUCCUGGAGAACAGCCUGGCUGAGACGGCCCGCUGGAACCUCAACGUCAUCAAGAACCUGGGCAAGUGCUACAACGUGGACGACGACGAGGACCCCAACAUCAACGUCCCCAGCACCUCUCAGAGCCACUAUACGGAAAGGAGUUCCUGUCAGGGAAAACGGUCCACGGUCCAGCUCCGAGGCCCCGUGUUUAAAAUAGUCCAGUUGGAGGACGACAGCGGGGCCAGGAGGGUGCAGGACGGUCAGUGA
Gadus chalcogrammus (walleye pollock) is the source of this 1167-nucleotide messenger RNA. RefSeq names its product photoreceptor outer segment membrane glycoprotein 2-like. The transcript is spliced from 5 exons. Lineage: Eukaryota; Metazoa; Chordata; Actinopteri; Gadiformes; Gadidae. Gene Ontology annotation, biological process: visual perception. Gene Ontology annotation, cellular component: membrane. The record is from RefSeq and is a predicted model, not a curated record. Bases 1 to 1167 code for a protein of 388 amino acids.